This is a messenger RNA of Toxotes jaculatrix (banded archerfish), 3070 nucleotides long. RefSeq names its product peroxisome proliferator-activated receptor alpha a (gene pparaa). The coding region runs from base 300 to 1724 and encodes 474 amino acids. Gene Ontology annotation, biological process: positive regulation of transcription by RNA polymerase II; negative regulation of inflammatory response; cell differentiation. The transcript has 8 exons. Gene Ontology annotation, molecular function: RNA polymerase II cis-regulatory region sequence-specific DNA binding; nuclear receptor activity; zinc ion binding. Gene Ontology annotation, cellular component: nucleus. The record is from RefSeq and is a predicted model, not a curated record. Lineage: Eukaryota; Metazoa; Chordata; Actinopteri; Toxotidae.
GCCGUCCGUCGCUACGUUAUUUCCGGCAGAGGAUGAACUGAGGUUUGACACCGCGGAGGGAGGCGACGCAGCGAGCGGAGUUUGCAGCAGAGCCGAUCUGGACUUCUGCGCCUUGUGUGCGUGUGUAUGUGUGCGUGUGUGAGUGUGUGUGUCUGCGUGUGUAUGUGUGAGCCGGACCAAAACAACCCCCUUCAGACAGGCGUCCGUCCCGGUAACAGCUUCUGGAAAUGCUUCUGAUACGCGUCUCUGAGUCCGGUGAGUGAGGGGUUUUUCCUCCCAGAUUCGGCUUGAUCUCCACCAUGGCAGGGGAUCUCUACAGCCCCCCGUCCCCUUUGGGGGAUUCCCUUCUGGACAGUCCCCUGUGUGGAGACCUGAUGGAGGACCUUCGUGACAUCUCUCAGUCUAUAGGAGGCGACACGCUGGGAUUUGAUUUCCCAGAGUACCAGAGCACCGGCUCAGGGUCGGAGAGCUCCGUUGCACUGGACACCUUGACCCCAGCCUCCAGUCCGUCGUCGGGGGUGUGUGGAGCUGCGCCAGGCCCCGAGGAAAGCCUCAACCUGGAGUGCCGGGUGUGCUCUGACAAGGCUUCGGGCUUCCACUACGGGGUGCACGCAUGUGAGGGCUGCAAGGGUUUCUUCAGGAGGACCAUCAGGUUGAAGCUGGAGUACGUUAAGUGUGAACGCAACUGCAAAAUCCAAAAGAAGAAUCGCAACAAGUGCCAGUACUGCCGAUUCCACAAGUGCCUCUCUGUGGGCAUGUCCCACAAUGCCAUCCGGUUUGGUCGGAUGCCCCAGGCGGAGAAGCUGAAGCUAAAGGCAGAGAGCAAGAUGGUGGAAAAAGAAGUGGAAUGCCCCUUGCUGGCCGACCACAAGAUUCUGGUCAGGCAGAUUCAUGAAGCUUACAUGAAGAACUUCAGCAUGAACAAGGCGAAAGCACGGCUGAUACUCACUGGAAAGACCAGCAGACCGCCUUUCAUCAUUCACGACAUGGUGACGUUCCAGCUGGCAGAGAAGACGUUAGCGGCCCAUAUUGUAAACAGUGACUACCCGGAGCACGAGAGCAGCCUUCAAGCUGGGGAUGUGGUUCCGAGUGUGGGGUGUGGGGAGCUUCAGCAGAGGGAGGCCGAAGCCAGGCUCUUCCACUGCUGCCAGAGCACCUCGGUGGAGACAGUCACAGAGCUGACGGAGUUUGCUAAGGCGGUGCCAGGUUUCCAGGGCCUGGAUCUGAAUGAUCAGGUGACUCUAUUGAAGUAUGGUGUUUACGAAGCCCUCUUCACCCUCCUGGCCUCCUGCAUGAAUAAAGACGGCCUCCUGGUGGCCCGUGGUGGAGGCUUCAUCACACGUGAAUUCCUCAAAAGCCUCCGGCGUCCGUUUAGUGACAUGAUGGAACCAAAAUUCCAGUUUGCCACACGCUUCAACUCUCUGGAGCUGGAUGACAGUGACCUGGCUCUUUUUGUGGCCGCCAUUAUCUGCUGUGGAGACCGUCCAGGCCUGGUGGAUGUACAGCUUGUGGAGCAGCUACAGGAAGGCAUCGUUCAGGCACUGCGGCUCCACCUGCUGGCCAACCACCCUGACGACACCUUCCUCUUCCCCAGACUUCUCCAGAAACUGGCCGACCUCCGUGAGCUGGUCACCGAGCAUGCUCAGUUAGUGCAGGAAAUCAAGACAACAGAGGACACGUCGCUGCACCCUCUCCUGCAAGAGAUAUACAGGGACAUGUACUGACACAUGUACUGGCACAUGGUCAUGAACAGGGAGAUGUAUUAAAAUGUAAGCCAGGUACACCCAAAACUGGGUAUACAUACAGUUAACUGAUACUAUCAUGCAUAUCAAUGUACUGUAAGUAACUUAUUGUGCAGCUUCUGUGGUUGUGCACUGCUGUGACCAUGUGACUCUAAAACAUUCUACUGGAACAAAACAAACGUGAAAGUCUUUUUAGGGGGAAUGGCAGCUCCUGUAGGGGAGCUGCCUGCUUCCAUGAAAGAGGAGAACAAAGUUUUUGAACUUGCACCAUAGAUGGAUAGAGAAAUGUUUUUUUUUUAAUGCAUUGAUUUGAACUAAAAACAGCCAUUUGCUAUGGACUGUGUCCCAGAUCUCGGCUUAUAAUCUCCAGACACAAGAACAAAAAAAAAGAAGGCUAAAUAAGGUGUACGCUAUGCAAAUAUGCAUGAGUGAACACAUUAAAGAUACCCUGACAUGACUGCCACAGUCAUGCAUGCACUGAUGCUAAAUACUAGCUGUGCCUGUGAACAAUAAGGUGAAUGUUUCUGACAUUUUAAAUCUUUGAUACAACUGUGAUGUGCAAAAGGAGCUAAAAGUCAUAAUCCUAAUAUUUUUGAUAUUUAGUAUAUGUUAAUUUAAAAGCCAUAUAAACGUGGCUCAUAUCACCGUCGUGUCCUUUUAGUGUGUAUUACUGCCUUACUGAUAUCAGCCAAAUGUCCUUUGACCAUGUUGAGAUUAACGGUUGAAGAAACACAUGCAUCAUUUUUCACCAAGUGCCAUAAUGUUUCAUUUAUAUAUAUAUUAUAUUAUAUUAUAUUAUAUUAUAUUAUAUAAUGUAAUAUAUUUUUUCCCCUCACAUAGUAUUAAAUCAGCCAUCAUUUGAAAAUAUUGUACUUUUAUGAGUUAUGUAUUUAUUUAAUUCUUUCCUACUGAUAAAACCAGCAUAUUCUGAUAGCUCACUUUAAACUGUUUUGUACCAAUUCUGACAUUUUUUUCAAGAAAAAAAAACUGUGUUGGCCAGUGUUGAAUAUUUUGACCACAAACACAAUAAUCUGUUAAACUGGUUUAUGCUUUAUUUUGUAAAUAUGAGGAGACUGUGGUGACCACAGUGGAAGGGAUGUUUGUAUCUGCAGACAGUAAUGCAGACUUCAAAAAGAAGAACUAAUUGCCUUGUUUUCUGUACUUAGACGUCACCUCAGCAUAGUACUGAAACAGUUUCUUGCCACAAUGAAACAUUGUAUUUUUUUAAUCAUGUAUAGUGUAGUGUACAAAAAGAACAUGUAUUUGCCAUUUCAAUAAAAGGAAUUAUGUUAUGUAAUAGCCCAGAAUAAACUACUAUAUUUAACUGA